Molecule: messenger RNA, 1191 nt
Organism: Bipolaris sorokiniana ND90Pr
Lineage: Eukaryota; Fungi; Ascomycota; Dothideomycetes; Pleosporales; Pleosporaceae
Exons: 2
Coding region: 409-1038 (209 amino acids)
Molecular function (GO): acyltransferase activity, transferring groups other than amino-acyl groups
Source: RefSeq, a predicted model, not a curated record
CCCGAGGCGCUGUUUGAGAUGCCGUCCAGAUCCCGGUUCUGACUUGGCAGUACAAUGCCUUCCUUACCAAGACUCCGGUAUUGAUAGUACGUGUGGAUGCUGGCUGACUGAUUGAUAAAAGAACCGGUGGGUUCCCGACGGGGAAGCAAACGCCGCCAUCAGAGGGUGGUUCACCACCCAUGUCCCGAUGACGGGGCAUCUUGUAAGGCCGAGCACAAGACCGCUGUGAUAUUGCAUGCAUGUAUCUCUAUAUCUGUAGGAUUCAAAAAAUAUUGAUCUUGCGUAGCCUGUUCAAUACUACAAUUUUUCCCAAAGACAUUUGCUACCGCCCGUAUAUUUUGAAUUCGAAACAAUACAACUGUAGUACUACCUUUUAUUAUUACAUACCCUUUUUUUUCUCCAGAAAGUAUGAACGACCCAAUCGCCGACGCAAAAGCCCAAGAGGCAACACACAACUAUGAAUUCCGCAUCGCAACACGCGACGACAUUCCCGCGCUCCAACAAAUGAUAGGCGAUUCCCUUCGCGCCCUAGGCAAAGGAUACUACACGCAAGCCGAGCUCGACGGCUCAAUAGGCUACCUCUUCGGCCCCGAUUCAGUCUUAAUCCACGAUCAAACAUACUACAUCCUCCACCCCGUCUCCCAGCCACACACUAUCUGCGCCUGCGGUGGCUGGUCCUUCCGCAAAACACUGUACGGCGGCGACUCUGCGCCCUCUGUGCUGCGCAUGCCCGCGAAGCGCGACCCAUCUGUCGACCGCGCCAGCAUCCGCGCCAUCUUCACCGCGCCCGCCUAUGCGCGCCGCGGCCUCGGCACAAUGAUGAUGCGGCACUGCGAGCGCGCGGCGCAAGCAGGCAAACCGGGCGAGACGCCGGGUUUCUCGCGCUUGGAAAUGGGGGCUACGCUAAGCGGCGUUGCGCUGUAUGAGCGGUGCGGCUAUGUAAGGAGUGGGCGUGAGGACGUGGUCACGUGUCCGAAUGGGGAGGGGAUUCGCAUUUUGCACAUGACCAAGGACUUGGAGGGUGAUAAUGCGCCGUGAAGGUGUGUGCCCCCCGGGAUUGGGGAGGGGAGGGGGGGUUAGAGAGAAUGCGGUUAACGGUCUGGUGGAGAUGAUGGGAGGAAUACUUACUGUGUAGGGAAAAGGGUAAUGCAGCGCGGUUAGGCGUGCGACCUUGCGACCUGCGACCGUUUU